AUGUUCUGGCGAUCGACAUCCAUGAUAGUCGCCGGUUUGUUACUGAUGGCCGGUCUUGCUUCAGCACAACAUGGUCAUGGUGGCCAUAUGACAGAGGAUCCUCCAUUGCCUCCCUUCAAUUCAACAGGAGAUGAGCCUAUGUCUUAUGCUCUAUUUCCCGAAAACAAAGGUUACUUUUAUGCUCAUGUUAUCUUUAUGGUGCUUGCAUUUUGGAUCUUGAUGCCAUUAGGCAUCAUGUUUGGCAUUGGUCGCUCAUCCUUGCACGUUCCUACUCAGAUCCUCUCGUUCAUUUUUGCAUUCCUCGGUUUCUUUUUCGCCAAGCUCUAUGGCCACUCAACUCCACAUUUGUAUGCUGGCAACUCUCACCACUCUUUGGGAUGGUGGAUUUUCCUUUUGUUGAUUGUGCAAAUGUCUGUGGGUGUUGUACGCAAGAUUGCGAAUGCUGUGGGUCGCUCACAAGAAGUUCACUAUGAUCGUUUGGAAAGUGUUCACUUGGUCAAUCGUGCCGGCUCAUCCUCGUCAGCAUCAUCAUCAUCUGACCAUCAUAGUGAACAUUCAGAGGAAACCUUGCAUAAUGGUCACGAGGAUGGCCGCCACCACAAUUACGAUUAUGACAAAGAUGAUGUUAUCAUGUCACCUGUUGACCUUGAAGAAGAGGAUCCUAUCUUGAUGGAACGUUACAAUGAAAAGCCCUCUUUCAUCAAUCGAGUCUUUGACAAGGUUGCGGCAUACAUUCCCAAUGUUGUCAAAAAGGUGUUCGUUGCCACCGCUUACAACCCCUUCACCAAGACCGUUUGCCGAUAUUGGCAUACCAUCGUUGGCCGUGUGUUUAUUAUCCUUAUCUUUACCCAAACCUUGAGUGGUCUUGUGGUUUACCAUGGUGUAUGCAGAUCUUGGGCUGUACUCGGUUGUAUUGCACAUCUUAUCAAAGGUGGUAUCUUUUACUUUUAUGGUAUCAUCACCUUUGCUCGUUACUUGGGAUGCUUUGCCGAAAAGGGCUGGGCAUGGAAUCGUGUCGAUGGUGCUAGCAAGUUCAGCUUUGAAAUGAUUGAAAGCUUCCUCAUUUUCACUUAUGGCAUUACCAAUACCUGGAUGGAGCAUUUCGGCCAAAACCCAGAGUGGACGCACAAAGAUUUUGAACAUGCCAGCUUGGCUUUCAUGUGGUGGUGGUGUGGUCUUCUUGGUAUUCUCGUUGAAAGCCGCGCAUUGCGUCGAUUGUUGGAACGUGCCGUUAUGAAUACCCCUCUCGAUGUGCCUCGUCAUGAAGAAAAGCAGAGCUACUCAAUGAAUCCUUUCCCAGGUCUCACGGUGUUGUUUACUGGUAUCUCCAUGGGCAACCAUCACCAAGAAACCGUUUAUUCAACCAACAUCCACUGGUUAUGGGGAUUGCUCCUUGCUCUUGCUGCCAUGUGCCGCUUCCUUACCUAUCUUACCUUGCAUCGAGCCCCACCUACUAGCGCACAACCAUCACGUCCACCAACUGAAGCUCUUGGUGCCUUCCUCAUGAUUGCUGGCUCUAUCUUGUUCAUGGCAUCCAAUUCGGGUACCUUGACUUGGUUGCGACGCAACGAGAUUGACACCAUGUUCCUUAUGAAUGUGUGUGUUGCACUUACCGCCAUGACAUUGGGAUACGUCUUUUUCUUGGUGGUGAUGAAGGCAUGGGCCAUGAAACGUGAGAGCGUCAAAAAGGCCAAGCUGAGAGGCGCCACUCGUUCCCAACACGUGUAUCACCAAGAUGCAUAA
Lichtheimia ornata is the source of this 1743-nucleotide messenger RNA. RefSeq lists its product as uncharacterized. The record is from RefSeq and is a predicted model, not a curated record. Lineage: Eukaryota; Fungi; Mucoromycota; Mucoromycetes; Mucorales; Lichtheimiaceae. The transcript has 4 exons. Bases 1 to 1743 code for a protein of 580 amino acids.